Haliotis rufescens (red abalone) is the source of this 2204-nucleotide messenger RNA. RefSeq names its product breast cancer metastasis-suppressor 1-like protein-A. The record is from RefSeq and is a predicted model, not a curated record. NCBI's taxonomy places the organism in Eukaryota, Metazoa, Mollusca, Gastropoda, Lepetellida, Haliotidae. Gene Ontology annotation, molecular function: histone deacetylase binding. The transcript has 9 exons. Gene Ontology annotation, biological process: negative regulation of transcription by RNA polymerase II. The coding region runs from base 111 to 839 and encodes 242 amino acids. Gene Ontology annotation, cellular component: Sin3-type complex.
CGUCUGUGCGUCGCGUGCAUCUGGCGGCAGGUGCUUGUUUAUGUUUUCAAAUAUCACAAUUCUUCAGGGAAAGGUGAAGUAAUAAGAACUGCCCAAUAAUUGCCUUUGGCAUGCCACUGAUAGAAAACGACCGCGGGGAGACGGAGGAAGAAGAAAUGGACCACGAUCCGGGGGACAGCGACAAAUCGUCCGACGAUGAAACGGGAUCGGCAACAUCGGAGGGGGAAGACGAAGAUACCUCGGAUCUUGAUGAGGAGGAGAGCGAGCGACGGAGAAAUGAAUGCCUUGAUGAUAUGACUGAACUGGAAAGACAGUUCAGUGAAUUAAAAGAACAACUGUACAGAGAGAGGAGUGCACAAGUAUCAGAAAAGUUAGAGGAGGUGAAGGCAGGAAAAGCAAUAGAAUACUUAAACCCACUGGCUCAGUUACAGGAUAACAUGAGGAUUCGCACACAGGUGGCAGGAAUUCUUCGAGAAUUGCGGAUAGCUUGUAUUAAGAAUAGAUUUGAAAGUGAGGAGCUGUCAUCAUAUCAGAACAUGGAGAGUGAGAAGAUAAUCUUGUAUGAUACUGUGAAGCAAGAGCUUGAAGAGAAAAUCCGUCGUUUAGAAGAGGAUAGGAAUAACAUUGACAUUUCCUCAGAUUUAUGGAAUGAAUCUCAGAGUCAGAAAAAGAAGAAAAAACCAACAGACCCUUUCAACCCAGACAGAAGGAGAAAGCCUGUCACCAUUUCUGGUCCAUAUAUUGUCUACAUGUUGAAGGAGCUAGAAGUCAUAGAAGACUGGACAGCUAUCAAGAAGGCCCUCAAGCAGCAAAGUCAAAAGCGCAAACCAGAAUUAUGACAAUCAGCCGCUGUCAAACAGAAGAAAGUUGUUUGACAGCCAUCAACAUACAGCAACAAGCUGAAAAAAUACUAUUUUCGGGAGUCGGCCAUUGUGAUUGAUCACCCAAUCCAAGAUGGCCACCAGAUCACUAUGGAAACAGAAGUGUUGUGAAGGACAGGGUUGCCAAGAGGUUGUGACAUAGCAUGCAAAUGUACACCCGAAUUGUUGACAAUAGAGUUCUGCAGAACUCUUCCCAGUUAAAUGUGAUUCUGUGUUCAGCUCACCAGUCUAUCCUUGGCAAGUUGUUUGAACCUGCAAACUCAACCUCUGUUGUUAUUGUUUCGUAUCUGCGGUGAUGCAUCACCGAUUAGUGUGGACCAUCGUCAUGGACUGCUGAACAUGUUCCCCGGACACCUACACCCACAGCAAGUGUGUGCACAUUUUGAGACUGAACUCUUACAGCAUUGCUCUAUACCGCAUGUGGUGUUAAGGUAACCAAGCUGAUCAAACUUAGCCAGGAAACAUGCUACAGUUAGGGUGUGAUGUAUGAAUCUCCGGCACGGAAUAAAUGCAUGUAUUGUGCUCAAGUCUCUUGAUGUUAAGAGUGACACAGAUCACCAAUUGAAAGUCAAUUACAUCCCUUCCAGGAUCCAAUCGCGGGUUUGAAACCUCAAAAUUUGUCUCAUUAUUAUCCUUGGUUUGUCGGCGCCAUACACAUGGGUUCAACCAAAAUGUCCCAAGACCUGCAUCACUUUAAUCUUUCCUCCCAUGUUAAGCUGGCAGCCAUGAUAUAACUGAAAUACUGUUCAAAAGUGGCAUUAAUUAACCCAACUCAUAUGCUUGUCGUAAGAGGCGAGUAACAGGAUUAGGUGGUCAGACUCGCUGACUUAAUUUAUGCAUGUCAUCGUAUCCCAUUUGCGUGGAUCGAUGCUCAUGAUGUCAAUCACUGGAUUGUCUGGUCCAGACACGAUUAUUUACAGACCGCCGUCAUAUAGCUGGAAUAUUGCCAAGUGCGGCGUUAAACAACAAACAAAACUUACUUGAUGUUCACCCCAGUUGAUCCUUCCAUGACAUUGCUAGCUGCAAAUCUGUACAAUGGAGAAGUUACAAUUUAGGAGAGUUAAUUUUGUCAAGCUUUCUGGAUGUGUGACCUCCAUAACUUCAUUCUGUUUGAGUUUGUUGGUGUUAUAUAUUAAGACAGCGGUUGAAAUCCCUAAACUGUCUUAAUAUUGAUACCACAGCUUUUAAAAUGCCGGGGAAUGGGUGGCCCAGUCGUCUAAGACACCACAAUUUGCUGUGCAGAGUUGCAUCCCUUGGGUCUGUCAGGAUCCUGUGGUUGUGGGUUCGAAUCUCAGUUCGCCCCGAUUAUGUUUAUAGGUUUGU